Penicillium oxalicum is the source of this 1569-nucleotide messenger RNA. Its product is annotated as Zn(2+) transporter ZRT3. Gene Ontology annotation, molecular function: zinc ion transmembrane transporter activity. The transcript has 3 exons. Gene Ontology annotation, cellular component: membrane. NCBI's taxonomy places the organism in Eukaryota, Fungi, Ascomycota, Eurotiomycetes, Eurotiales, Aspergillaceae. The record is from RefSeq and is a predicted model, not a curated record. Gene Ontology annotation, biological process: zinc ion transmembrane transport. The coding region runs from base 1 to 1569 and encodes 522 amino acids.
AUGGCCGCCAACGACGUUCGAGGAUGGGUGAUGAGCGCCGUCUCAGGCGUCGCCUGUGUCCUCGGUUCGGCCAUCAUCUGUGUCGAUAUCAUCGUGCGCCACAUCACCCGUGAUAAAAAGUUUCAGAUUGCCAACAGCAACAACUUUUUGUCCGCCUCUCUGUGCCUCAGUGCUGGCGUGAUGCUGUUUACGUCCUUGUAUAGCAUGUUGCCCACCUCCAAAGAGUACCUGACUCGAGCGGGAUUUUCCCCCUCCAUAUCUGCCUACAUCUUGACGGGCUUGUUUAUUGCGGGUGUGGUGGUGAUCCGUAUUGCCUCUAACUUCAUUCAUCGCUUCAUUCCGUCGCAUGUCGUCGAUUGUGCUCACACUCAUGACGGACCGGAGACCGAUCCUGAACGCGGCCAACAAAUGCAAGACUGCGACGAUACGCCUUCUCACCCCAACACCAAUGGAGUAACCGAACAGACACCUCUGUUGCGCCCCUCUGGAUUAUACUCCUCCAAGUCAACGUCACACGCGACCCCGCGGGUGAAUCGUGCCUCAAGCCUGAGGCAACGAGAAUCUCUGAGGGCGUCGAUCUCGCGGCGUCUGAGUUCUCUCAUCGGCGGCGUCAAGCACCGCUGCGACGAGAACGGGCCCUGUUAUGGUGUCUCUCAGACGUGUGGUCAGGAAUGCACCAAGAUCCUUGUCCCAACUCUCACUUCGUUCCCGGCUGCCAACGCAGACUCGGGGUCUCGCCCCCAGCUGACCCCGUCGCGACACAGUAUCGACGUCCAAUUGGACUCGGAGCAUUCGACUGAAUCUAGACCGGGCCAUGUGAGCCAUAUCCACGCAGUCGCAGCCAAUGACGAGGAAUACGUUCAACAUGUACAACCACAAUUGCUCGAUACUCCCACGUCAGCUUCGUCUACCCCUCCACUGAUCCAAAGACCGGCCGCAGAACAUUCGCAUCAUGUCCACAGAGCUUCUGACAACCAAACCUCCCACCAUGACCAUGAAUCCCAGGGGAACCCCGAGCACGAUUUUGGAGACGGACAAUCCACAAAAGCCGCUGUCGAUUCCACUCACCACCACCACGUGCCGCAAAAUGCCUUUCUCUCCAUUGGCUUACAGACUUCGCUUGCCAUUGCCCUGCAUAAGCUUCCCGAGGGCUUCAUCACUUUUGCGACCAAUCACGCUAGCCCCACGCUCGGAUUGACCGUGUUCCUGGCGCUCUUCAUCCACAACAUCGUCGAGGGGUUCGCCAUGGCAUUGCCCUUGUAUCUUGCCCUCAACUCACGAUGGAAGGCCAUGUUCUGGUCCAGUAUCUUGGGCGGGAUCAGUCAACCCGCCGGGGCCGGUCUUGCUGCCCUGUGGUUCUGGAGCUCGGGACACCGGGGACCCGACUCUGUUGGCCCAUCGUGGGGGGUCUACGGUGGUAUGUUUGCUGUGACUGCCGGCGUGAUGACUUCGGUUGCGCUGCAGCUGUUCAGCGAAGGUCUGGGCUUGACGCACCAUCGGAAUAUGGGAAUGGCUUUUGCCGUGGUGGGCAUGGGACUGAUGGGUUUCAGUUUUGCAUUGACGGCAUGA